Messenger RNA from Chenopodium quinoa (quinoa), 3018 nucleotides. Its product is annotated as pentatricopeptide repeat-containing protein At1g09190-like. Lineage: Eukaryota; Viridiplantae; Streptophyta; Magnoliopsida; Caryophyllales; Amaranthaceae. The transcript has a single exon. Gene Ontology annotation, biological process: RNA modification. The record is from RefSeq and is a predicted model, not a curated record. Bases 85 to 1533 code for a protein of 482 amino acids. Gene Ontology annotation, molecular function: RNA binding; protein binding.
AAAAAAAUAACUUCUAAAAUAUUUCUCAUCUAAACUCAGUCAUUUCAUCAAACACAUAGUGAGCACUACGACAUACACACAAAAAUGAGCAGAGAAGUGGAGCGCCGGAUCCUCCGUCAUCUCCAUGACCGGAGAACCCAAACCCGUCUUCUCGAAAUCCACGCCCAUUUCCUCCGCCACCAGCUCCACCAAUCAAAUCAAGUUCUCUCUCAUUUCGUCGCCGUUUGUCGGGCCAAUGGCAAAAUGCGGCACGCUGAGCUUGUAUUUCAGCAAACCCAGUUCCCUGAUCUUCUCCUUUUCAAUUCUAUGAUAAAGGGUUACUCUGUUUCUGGGCCAUUUGAGAAGUCUUUAUCUCUUUUUUCUCUAAUGAAAAAUAAUGGGGUUUUGCCCAAUGAAUAUACGUUUGCGCCUUUGAUUAAGUCUUGUUGUAAUAUCCGUGAUUCAAGGGGUGGGAAAUUUGUUCAUGGUGAGAUUAUGAAACUUGGGUUUGAGCGGCGUAAUGCUGUGAGGAUUGGGAUUGUUGAGUUUUAUGCGAAUUGUGAGAAGAUGGAGGAUGCAAAGAAGGUGUUCGAUGAAAUGCCGCAAAGGGAUGUGAUCAUUUGGAAUUUGAUGAUUCGUGGGUUUUGUAUGGUGGGGGAUAUUGAUAUGGGGUUGUUGUUGUUUAGGCAGAUGAGAGAACGGAGCAUUGUGUCGUGGAAUUCGAUGAUAUCUUCGUUGGCGAAGAGUGGGAGGGAUAAGGAGGCCUUGGGGGUGUUCAGGGAUAUGGAAAUUGACGGUUGUUUUGAGCCAGAUGAGGCUACUGUGGUUUCUGUUCUACCUGUAUGUGGCCGUUUGGGUGCUUUUGAUGUUGGGAAUAGGUUGCACUCAUAUGCUAAAUCGAGUGGACUCUUUCGAGAUUUCAUCACAGUGGGUAACUCGAUAGUGAGUUUCUAUUGCAAAUGUGGAGACUUAGAAACAGCUCAUCAGGUCUUCUGUGAAAUGCCUCGGAAAAAUGUGAUAUCCUGGAACACCCUAAUCUCAGGUCUUGCUUUUAAUGGGAAAGGCGAGCUUGGUGUUGAUUUGUUUGAAAAAAUGCUUAGUAAAGGGAUAAAGCCUAACGAUUCUAGUUAUGUAGGGGCUUUAACCUGUUGUGUCCAUGCAGGAUUGUUACAGAAAGGCCGGCACUUGUUCUCGUUGAUGACAGUCAAGCACAAAAUUCUGCCAAAGCUUGAGCAUUAUGGAUGUAUGGUAGACCUACUUGGUCGAAGUGGAUGUUUGUCGGAGGCAUAUGACUUGGUUAAAAACAUGCCGAUGAGGCCAAAUGCUGUGUUGUGGGGUGCCCUGCUCAGCGCUUCACGAAAUCAUGGUGAUGUUCAACUUGCAGAACAGGCUCUUAAAGAGCUUAUAAUUCUUGAGCCAUGGAAUUCUGGUAAUUAUGUAUUGUUAUCCAAUAUCUACGCAGAAGAAGGGAAAUGGGAUGAAGUUGAUAAAUUAAGAGUAUUAAUGAAAGAUAGUAGUGUCAGAAAGUCCAUUGGGCUCAGCUUGGUUGGAUAAUGGUUAAAACUUUAUACUCCGUAGCUCCUUUAGUUGUGUACUUGUGGAGCCUCAGCAGCAGCAAGCAUGCGAGGAACUAUGUUGACUAGAGCCUGAGAAGUGGCCUGGAGUGAACAUGUUGUAUUGUUGUAAGGAUAUUUAUUGGAAUGGUCAAUAAAAUUUGUGCGGCUAAUAGGCUUAUCACCUCAGGGGACAGGGGACCAAUGAUUGAUUCAGGGGACAGGCUAAUAGGCUUAUCACUUCUACUGGGCAUGGACACUUUGACUCUUCAAUUUAGAGAAUGUAACAAAGGAAGUUUCCUUGUCCCCUUGUUCAUAUUUUAGCUUUGGACACUCAUAAAUAUGUUCUAUAUAUUGAAGUUAAGAAAUUUUCAGAACAUACUCUUGGAUGCACGCUUGAGUCUUGACACUCAUAUCCUUUUCCAAGCAUCAUAGGUUAUAAGUAAAUGAAGACCAUUUUUGCCUUAAAAACAGCUGGACAGCUGGGGGAAGAUAAGAACUGAUGGCAUUUUAUGAUCCCAAUAUGAUAAAUAACAAGGCUUUACGGGAAAACUUGCACAUUUGUGAUAAGUAAGAUUUUACAAAAUAUGAUUUCAUAGAAUGAGUCAUCUUUUUGCUGUGCAUAGGAAGUCAUGGCUUUGCUCUUUCAAUCUUUUGGAGUUUCUUCAAACAUGUUUUGUGGGGUUUGAAGCAACUAGGGAGCAGAGUUGCUGCAUAGUACCCUUUUUUUUGGUGAUUCUAUUGUGUAUUCAUUAAAAAGGAAUUACACUAUCUAUUUUCCAGGAGCCACAUUUUCAUGCUUUGUGAGCUAAGACAUCUACUGCUUCAGGUGCUUUAUUAGUAUAAAGAUUUAGGAUCGUUUCAAAGGUCUUUUGUUUGGUGUUAACUUGGUAAAUAUUUAUCAUGAAUCAAAUUAAUCAUUGCUCAGCUACAUGUUGCUUAUCGUCUGUUAUAGAUACUUUUUCUUAGAAGCAUUUGGGGUUGAUAAGUCAAUUUACACAAUUCUCUUAUUAGUAGUUAUUACUGUAACUAAUAUAGUACAUUAUAAGCUGGACAUUGGAGUGUAUACAUUGGCGCUUCUCUUCUGUGGGUUUUAUAUACGUAUAUACUAAUUUUUCAUAAAGUUUUUAUUAAAUCAUAAACUGGCAAUAGGGCUUGAUGUUUAGUGCAUACAUAUCUGGCAAUAUUGGUGCUAUGCUGCUUCUCUCAUUCAGUGUUCUGUUGGUUUUAUAUACCUGUUUACAUAAUUCUCCUUGUGAUGUUAUAUCAUAAGCAGGAGGUAUGGCUUACUGUCAAGUGUGUACAUAUAUACUGAUGCCUCUUUCAUUUAAUUAGUUCCAAAUAAAUAGAAGCAAAUCUAUUUCGUUGCUUCAGUAUAAUAUUUUCUAAUAAAAAUUUGGCUUCCUGUCAAAUAGGACCUCACAGAACUCUGAUCAUGAGGAUUAGUGUUGAAGAAAGGAAAAUCAAGGUGAACAAGUUGUUUGGU